CCUGUCCCUGAUGUCAUAACUGGGUAACUAUGACAGCUUGUCAUGGGGACAGCUAGGCACCUCACAGAGGAGUCUGGGUACCUCAUUUCUGAAGUGAGACUAGGAAGAGAAGAUGAACAAUUCCCUGGAUUAUCUGGCCUACCCUGUUAUCGUCUCUAAUCACAGGCAAAGCACAACCUUCAGAAAGAAACUGGACUUUGACCACUACAUAUCUCACAAGAAUAGAAUACAAAUAGUGAAGCCUACUGUUGAUACCAAACCUCCAGUGGCGCACACACAUCACAUUUUAAAAUUGAGCAAACUACAGGGUGAACAAAAGAAAAUCAACAAAAUCGAGUAUGAAAACAAGCAACUGUGUCAGAAAAUCGCAAAUGCCCAUCGUGGCCCUGCCAAGGUGGAUUGCUGGAAUGAAUAUUUUUCCAAGAGCUUAAAUAGAGAAACGAGGAACCGCGAGCUAGUGAGAAUCACCAUGGAAAACCAGGGCAUUCUGAAGAGGCUUGUUGAUCGCAAACCCCACUAUGACCGCAGGGCAUCUGAGAUAGACUGGCAGAAUUCAAGGCGCUAUAUCAGAAAUACUACGAGAUAUCUUCUCUCCCAAAAUGAAUAGGUUAUUCACCAUGGAAAAGGUACAAAAGAAGGCCCUAGGAUUUCCUGGCUGCUUAGAAUCGUGAGACACUCCUGAGUGGCUGAAUGCUCAAUCUUCAGACGCUUCAAUAAAGCCUGGAACAUAAAAUGUGUAAGUUACAUUUAGGGGACCCAAAGGCUUUACGUUCUCAUUCCAAAAUGGGGCAGGCAGAAGGAAAGAUGCAAUGAGCAUUUUUAUUUGGGGCUAUGAAAAGAAGUUUUAACGAGAGAAAGAGAGAGAGAAAUCAGAGAACUCUUUAAAACAUACACCAUCAUCACCAUCCCACGGAAGAAGAAAAGCUGGGGUGAGAUCAUCCAGCCACAAGUACAGCACUGUCAAAAUGGAAAACAAAAUCACAUGACAACAUCAAGGUUCAGAAAACACAAGGAACAAGUGCCUUUAGUCCCUCUGUGAAUAUACACAAU
This is a messenger RNA of Chlorocebus sabaeus (green monkey), 1050 nucleotides long. RefSeq names its product CFAP97 domain containing 1 (gene CFAP97D1). The record is from RefSeq and is a predicted model, not a curated record. NCBI's taxonomy places the organism in Eukaryota, Metazoa, Chordata, Mammalia, Primates, Cercopithecidae. Gene Ontology annotation, biological process: sperm axoneme assembly.